This is a messenger RNA of Sphaeroforma arctica JP610, 1073 nucleotides long. RefSeq lists its product as hypothetical. The transcript is spliced from 5 exons. Bases 1 to 1017 code for a protein of 338 amino acids. The record is from RefSeq and is a predicted model, not a curated record. Lineage: Eukaryota; Ichthyosporea; Ichthyophonida.
AUGCUUGUGCUUGUAUUGUCACCCAUUCAGGAUCGUCCCCAAAUCUGGGAGAGGCUCAUCACCACCGUGCAGGAUAGCAGUGCCACCAUUACCUUCCCCUUGAGUAAGCGCAUGGAUCAAUGCACCGACAACGCCGACCUUUUUGCACACGCUGGAUGCAAUCUGUUUACACAAACACCCGAGAUCAAGAAUUGGUUGGUGGAUUUGUACCCGGACCAGGCGUUUAUUAUCGGGGCGUAUGCCUAUCUUGACGGAGAGCUCCACGUCCGUGUGUCGCUUGCCAUGGACGCCAUCAUCCAGGGUGUAUGUGCUGCUCGUAAGGAUUGCAACUUAGCCUAUCUGAACACCCCCACCCAAGUGUAUGUGGUACCCAAAGAGCCGGCCGUCGAAUCUUUGCGCCGGUACAAGGAAGCCAGUUUCAUCAACAAAUUCUUCGGAUUCAUGAAUGUGGCGUCUGGAGGAAAAUUCUGUAAGCCUCAGAACUACGGGAAGCCAGUUACUAACGCCAAGGGGGAGACCUGCUAUAUAUUCAAUGGAGUCGUAGACCCCCAGGGACCCAACUACGCUCUGGCAAAGAACUUGCAGUUGUGGCGUGCUGUGGUAGAGAAGUCUCGAGGACAUGGAGUGUCGAGUAACAUAGCACCGUCCACAGCCACAGUAUCUGUUGUGAGCAACAAAUCAUUCGCUUGGGCAUACGGCGGCUAUUCGAGCUUUGAGCCCAUGGAGAUCUUCCAGCAGGAGACCUCCAACGCAGUCAUGUGCGCACUGCUUAUUAACGACGUCAGGAACGAAGACUGUAACGCGUCACCAAGCAAGAAACUGGACCACCCAUGGGAUCUGUUCAAGGACGGGUCUUUCCACGGAGGCAUGUGGCGCAUGGGCUACUCCAUGAACAGCACGGGCGAGACUGCUGCUAUAGUAUACUUCCUCGGAAAGCUGGCACCAAUUAUCAUCUCGUUCAUGGUGUGUUUGAUCGCAGUUCUGGCAAUGUACGCAAGGGAUGCCUACUUCAGAUAAGGGAGAAGUGUAUAGAAACAAGUAAUAAAGCUCGGUUAACCCGCUGGCGCACUAAA